Molecule: messenger RNA, 446 nt
Organism: Ipomoea triloba (trilobed morning glory)
Lineage: Eukaryota; Viridiplantae; Streptophyta; Magnoliopsida; Solanales; Convolvulaceae
Product: protein BUD31 homolog 2-like
Exons: 2
Coding region: 1-438 (145 amino acids)
Biological process (GO): mRNA splicing, via spliceosome
Cellular component (GO): spliceosomal complex; nucleus
Source: RefSeq, a predicted model, not a curated record
AUGCCGAAGGUGAAGACAAACCGUGUCAGGUAUCCAAAGGGAUGGGAAUUGAUUGAGCCCACUCUAAAUGAACUACAAGCCAAGAUGAGAGAAGCGGAGAAUGACCCGCAUGACGGGAAAAGAAAGUAUGAGGAUUUGUGGCCUAUCUUUAAAAUUUGUCAUCAGAAGAGCCGCUACAUUUUUGACCUUUACCAUAGGAGGAAGGAGAUCUCCAAGGAAUUAUAUGAGUUCUGCUUGGAUCAGGGUUAUGCAGACCGUAAUUUAAUCGUGAAGUGGAAAAAGCCUGGUUAUGAGCGGCUCUGUUGUUUGAGGUGCAUGCAACCUCGGGAUCACAACUUCCAAACCACAUGUGUUUGCCGAGUGCCUAAGCAUCUAAGGGAAGAGAAGGUUAUAGAAUGUGUGCAUUGCGGUUGCAAAGGUUGUGUUAGCGGAGAUUGAGUGUUUAU